Messenger RNA from Phodopus roborovskii (desert hamster), 3525 nucleotides. RefSeq names its product family with sequence similarity 76 member B (gene Fam76b). The transcript has 10 exons. Lineage: Eukaryota; Metazoa; Chordata; Mammalia; Rodentia; Cricetidae. Bases 92 to 1111 code for a protein of 339 amino acids. The record is from RefSeq and is a predicted model, not a curated record.
GGCACGGCCCGCAGCAGCGGGGAGGCCCGCGGGCGGGGCAGCCGACUUCCCGGAGGCCCCGCCUGAGCGCGCGGAGGAGCCCGAAAGCAGGAUGGCGGCGUCGGCCCUGUAUGCCUGCACCAAGUGCACGCAGCGCUACCCCUUCGAGGAGCUGUCGCAAGGCCAGCAGCUCUGCAAGGAAUGUCGGAUUGCACAUCCUAUUGUAAAAUGUACUUACUGCAGAUCAGAGUUUCAGCAGGAGAGCAAAACUAACACAAUUUGUAAGAAGUGUGCUCAAAAUGUCAAGCAAUUUGGAACACCCAAGCCUUGUCAAUACUGUAACAUAAUUGCAGCAUUCAUUGGUACCAAGUGUCAGCGUUGUACAAACUCAGAAAAAAAAUAUGGACCACCUCAGACCUGUGAACAGUGCAAACAGCAGUGCGCUUUCGAUCGCAAGGAAGAAGGAAGAAGAAAAGUGGAUGGGAAGUUACUGUGCUGGCUCUGUACCUUAUCGUACAAGAGAGUUUUACAGAAGACAAAAGAACAGAGAAAGAGUUUGGGAUCUUCACAUUCUAAUUCUUCAUCUUCAUCUCUCACCGAAAAAGACCAGCACCAUUCAAAACACCAUCACCACCACCACCACCACCACCAUCGCCACAGCAGUGGCCACCACAAAAUCGGCAGUCUAAGUCCUGAGCAGGAGCAGGGACUGUGGAAACAGAGCCAUAAAUCCUCUGCAGCAAUUCAGAAUGAAACUCCAAAGAAAAAGCCCAAAUUGGAAUCUAAGCCAUCUAAUGGAGAUAGUAGCUCUAUAAAUCAGUCAGCAGAUAGUGGGGGAACAGACAAUUUUGUCCUUAUAAGUCAACUGAAAGAAGAAGUCAUGUCUCUUAAGCGUCUCUUACAGCAGAGAGACCAGACCAUUCUAGAGAAAGAUAAAAAGUUAACUGAACUGAAGGCAGACUUUCAGUACCAAGAAUCAAAUUUGAGGACGAAGAUGAACAGUAUGGAAAAAGCUCACAAAGAAACUGUGGAACAACUUCAGGCCAAAAACAGAGAACUACUCAAACAGGUUGCAGCCUUGUCAAAGGGUAAAAAGUUUGACAAGAGUGGAAGUGUGCUAACGUCUCCUUGAAAAGGUCUCUCGUUUAGCAUCUCUGCUUGACAGUGUCUGUUUGAGGCGUCCUGUGAAGCCCUUGAGCUCUGUGCAGUGGGAAAUAUUUUUACAUGCCAAGGAAAUUGGUGUGGUUCCUAUUCACUUUUGUAUUGACACUCGCAGCAUUUUUUAAGUUGUAAACAUACAGAUAAAACUUCAGCUGGUUUGGAGUGACUUCUUAAUUCUUUGAUACCUAGAACUUUUUCUAGCAAUAGUAUUAAAGAUUGUGGGGUGCACGUAUGCGCACCGUAUGCAAUGCAACAUGCAAUAAUGGAGUGCUUGGAAGAGCAGCCGCAGGGGUUGUGUUCUGCUUUUGUUUAACCUGAUGCUGAUUUCAAAUAAAUAGUUUUCAAUUUAGAAAUGCAAAACUUUUCAACAAGGGAAAUGGUGAAUACUGAUUUUUGGGGAAUUGUAUUUUUACUUCGCAUCAACAUGAAUUUAGAGAAUCAUGGUGCUUUUAUUACAAGAGCUUCAGAGUAUAUGUGAAUAUGUUUUUAAAAGUUACAUCGCUAACACUAGUGUAGUAAUCCAACAUUUCAUUGCUGUUACAGGGUUGACGUUUACUGUACAGCAUCCAAGGUAAAAUGUGUUUUUGUUUUGUAAAAACUGUAGAUUUUUACUUACAAGUGCCUUUUGCCACCUAAUGUUUUUAUUUAUAGGAAUGCUGAUUUUUUUUGUACAUAUGGUUUGUUUAAAAAUCAUGUUAAUAAGUAUUUGUAUAUAAGUGCAUAUGUACAGAACCCAAUCUCAAAAAGAAAUCACUUAGUAACAUACAAGAUUGCAUAUUAAAAUUAACUGAUGAUGCAUAUAGACUUAAGUGAUUUUGUGGUUUGUUUCUGUAUCAUAAGGGAAGCUGUUGGUCAUUGAGUUCAUUUAAUUAUGUUGAAAUACUUUCCUAAAGAUUUAAUUUUAACUCCAUUUUGAUAGAGUGAUUUUAUUUUUAUGUUGUGUGGCUUCAUGUUUAUAUUUUGUGAGUUACAUGUUUUGCUUUAUUUUUAUAUAAAAUUUCCUUUAAGAUUUAUAAUGUUUCUAUAACGGUUCCUAUAUCUGCUUCUUUUAUAAUGUGUUGCUAAGUUAAUAUUUAUGUACACCACACUUACUUUGUAAACUUAAUACAAAUCUGGAAAAUUAAAUAACUUUAUAAUCAAAUCCAUGCCUAUGUCUGAAUAAUUGAAAUCUAUAUGAUUCAGACGCUAUUUAUAAGUAAUUUGUUUCAAAGUAUAAAAUUGUCUAUAACGAUUAUAGUGGUAUGGAAUAGAUUCUGUGAAAUUACAAAAUUAGAUUCUGAACUUUGGUGGUUUUCAGCCAGUAACCGAAAUUGAUCUGCUUAAUGUUAGUUCUGGUUUCAAGGUGAAUUUUAAAACUAAAGGCAUUGCUAGAAGCAACGUGUGACUUCUUUUAGAAAUAUACAGUUAAACUUGUUUGAAUCAGUCUGAAGGGUUUGUGUUUAGAUAAAUGUUUAUAUGGUCUUCAUAUCAAAGAUUAGUGUUUUUAUGCGUACAUAAUUAUAACAAUUCUUUUUCAUUCGUUCAAGUUUUAGUAAACUUCUCAUAGUUGUUUACUACAAGGGAAAGCAAAUCUAACAAUUUGCAAACACAUAAUUUUCAAGUAACAGUAAGAUUGAAUUAGAUUUGGAAAAAGACAGUCUGUUGUUAUGAGGCCCUCACAAAUAAUGUUAAUUUAUUGUUCUCACCCAUAGUAGAUAAUGCCUUAAUGUGGAUGCUAAUGUUUUGAGAAUUUGCAUUCAUAAAGUAGUCAUUCCUUUGCUUUAAAUUUUGUAAUGAUUUAUAUUACAGUUUCCUGGCCAUUUUUCAAUCCACAGUAGUCACAGAUUUUUCUAAAUGAACUAUAGUAGUUCUUAUACGUUGUUGGAGAUGACAGACAUGGAAAUUGAGAAUCAGUUUAAAAUAGUGAAGCUUUGUGAAGUGAAAGGCUAAACCCUAAAUUUAGGGGGCUCACAGUAUUCCGUCCUAAUAAGACAAACUCUUUAUUCUAUGACCUUAUUUUAUAACUUAAUUGUUUUGCAAUUGUAUAAGUUAGUAAUUGAGUCUCAGUCCCAGAUAUGUAGUGUGUUGGCCUAAUGAGUUGAUACCUUUUAAAUGUGGACACGUCCAGAGAUACUAUGGUGUGCUGUAUUGUACUUUUAGCCUGUCUGCUGCAGUUAGCAUAUCCCAGUGAGGGUCAUUUGGGAUCCAGUUUAUCAUGUAUUAAUAGCCUGUGAAUAUUAUGGUCAUCUUUAGAGUGUAUUGGUCUAAAUAUGCAUUUUACAAUGAACCUGUUAAUGCUGGUCACAUGUAUAAAUUAACAAAAUAUUGUACCUGUACACAUCUGACUGUUGACAUUUUGUACUUUUUUUCUAAGCCCAAUAUUUCACAAUAAAAAUUUGCCAAAAA